CCCAGCGUGGGCGUGAUGGAGGUGAACGCCAGUGCCGGGGCCAUGCUGGGCACCGGACAGCCAGUCAGCGAGGACGGGGCUGUGGGGCUGGACACCUUUCCCCGACUGGACCCCCCGCCCCCCGUCACCAAGAAGCGGACACCGCGCGCCCUGAAGACCCCGCAGGACAUGCUCAUCGCGCCGCAGCCAGCAGGGACCAGCCCCAGGAGCAGCACGGAGGAGCCCCUCGAACUGCCCACUGCCCACCCAGACCCUGCAGAGGAGUGGCCGGGGACGAGGGACCCAUCCCCUCCACAAUGCCCUGGGGUCCCCAGCAUGACGGGCACCCCAGAGCCGAGUGGGGACCAGUCCACCGGCACCCUCCCUGUGCCCGACCUCAUCCAUAAGGGCAGCCUGGAGAGCCAGUGGCGAGUGGGUGAGAAGGCCACUGAGACCUCACCCCACACAGAGAAGCCUGCCCGGAGACCAGGGCUGGAGCGUGAGCUACCAGGGAGCACGGGGCGGCCGGAGCCGUGCACCCCCGGCCGGGAGGUGGAGGGGCCCCAUCCUGACCUGCUGUCCUUUGAGUAG
Messenger RNA from Phaethon lepturus (White-tailed tropicbird), 570 nucleotides. RefSeq names its product chromosome unknown open reading frame, human C1orf226. The transcript is spliced from 2 exons. The annotation marks the transcript as partial. The record is from RefSeq and is a predicted model, not a curated record. Lineage: Eukaryota; Metazoa; Chordata; Aves; Phaethontiformes; Phaethontidae.